Molecule: messenger RNA, 1318 nt
Organism: Ruditapes philippinarum (Manila clam)
Lineage: Eukaryota; Metazoa; Mollusca; Bivalvia; Venerida; Veneridae
Product: E3 ubiquitin ligase TRIM40-like
Exons: 6
Coding region: 177-707 (176 amino acids)
Source: RefSeq, a predicted model, not a curated record
UGAACAAGGAAGAACGUUUAAUCAUUUGGGCAAAUAAAUGUAAAACUUCAUGAUCUGAUCAAUACAAUCAAUCUGAAAAAACACAUAUAACAAAUAGUCACCUGAUUGUGAUUAUUGGUUUAAGAAUUUUUUAAUUCCCAAUUCAACGUCGAUGUCAAUUUAGUCUCGGGUAUAAAAUGAGUUCGGAGGACAGUACUGAGUUGCCAAUCCCUAACGAUGGAAAAGACGACAAGGAGUUGUGCCCUGUUUGUUGUGAAAGCGAAAUACGAACCAGGUUUCUUCCAUGUAUUCACAUAAUAUGUGAACCAUGUCUUCAGAACUUGAUCAAAUGUUCAGAGGGAAACACUUUCAAAUGUCCCUUGUGUCGAAAAGAGUACUACGUUGAUACAUUUGCUCCAGUGAAAAGUCGACAAUACGGAGAACAAAAUAAUCACUAUGAAGAAACAUCUUUCUCAAGUCAAAGGAAUUUAACAACUAUUUCAGAAAGAGUUCAAAACGCAGAUAGACGGUUGGCUGACUGGGUGAUCAGGAGCCAUAAUGACUCAAGAAUCAAUCAGAGACCGCAUACAUAUUCUAAUAACGGAUCAGAAAGAUUUCAAAACGCAAGAGGUAGACGGUUGGCUGACCGGGUGAUUAGGAGCCUUAAUGACUCAAGAAUCAAUCAGAGACCGCAAACAUAUUCUAAUAACGAAUCAGGUAAUGUUUAAGUCAUUGAAAAUUAAUCAGUCCAUAGGCAUCAAUCACCUGUAAUGAUGCGCCAGUUUCUGCUAACUGAUCAUAAAGGUUACAAUACGCGUAAACUGUUAUCGUCGAUCAUAACACAGAGAUACACUUUUACUGACAUUAAGGUUAUAUAUAUUACGCGUUAAAUGUUAACAUUAACCGUAACACAGUAUAUAACUUACUAACGACAAAUUGCACUCUCAUGGAUAAUGAUAACCUCUAGGAACAAAAAUCUUUCUACGAUAAGGUCCAGCAACACUAUGAUUUAUAUGACUGCAAGAAUGAUAAGGCAACGAUAAACACAGAGCCCACGACUACGCCGACGACCACGAUCUUGACGAUGACGAACAAUAACGUCUACAUAUACGACCACGACGAUCACCACGUAUUCGAAAAGAAAAACGAAUUCUACUUCUUUUAUGACUACGAGUACGACCAUCAAUACCACAAUAAGUGUCAUUUUAUUGUCAAUAACAUCCCUAUUUAAUGUUUAUUCUGCAGGCAAAAUAAUUAUUUCGUUAUUGAUAUCGAACAGUAGCCUAACUUUUGUGACGGUCCGUAACAUGAUUAAGAGUCAUUUUCGAUUGAUGAUCAA